AUGAAGUCACAAGUCCAUCCGGAAGGGAGCUCGCAAGCAGACCCGCCGAUGAGCAGCGACAACACGGAGGGACAGGGCUCCCAGCCCACGGAGUCGUCGCAGGCGCGCCGGCGCGUGGUGGUGCAGGACCCGGCGCCCGACAAUGACAGCUCGCCGCGCCGGCUGCGGCCGGAGCCGACCAAGGACCGCUUCAGCGUGUCCUCUGCUCCGUUCACGAAGGAGUCCGGCGUCCAGCGCGACAACUUCGAGCUCGCGCCGACGAUAUCCAAGGCCAAGCAGGCCCUCGACGAGGUGCCCUCGCGGCCGCCCGCGACCUUCUCGCUCGCGGACUACCACCGCAUGGGCCUCGGGGCCGCGGACGAGGGGGACCUCAAGCGGCAGGAGCUCGAGGGGGAGCCGGAGGAGUACAUCAACAUGUGCUCCGCGCUCCCGCGGCAGAGCGUCUACUACUUCUCGCUCAAGCACCCCGUCCGGAAGUGGGCGAUCCGCACGAUGUACUCCAAGUGGUUCUCCAACGCCGUGCUCCUCCUCAUCCUCACGAACUCGAUCUUCCUCGCCAUGACGUCCCAGGAGCCCGACUUCGAGCGGACGGACGUCGGCAAGGUGGUGAACAUUGCCGAGUACAUCUUCACGUCCGGGUUCGCGGUGGAGAUGGUGAUCAAGAUCAUCGCGAUGUCGUUCGUGGUCGAGGAGGGCUCGUACCUGCGCGACGCGUGGAACGUGAUCGACUUCGUCGUCGUCGUCCUGGGGAUGCUCGCGUUCGUGCCCUCGUUUGGCAACUACACGGCCAUCCGCGUGGUCCGCGUGUUCCGGCCGCUCCGGACGAUCACGACGGUCCCGGGCAUGCGCGUCCUCGUGCAGACGCUCAUCAAGUCGCUCCCCAUGCUCCUCGACGUCGGCAUCCUCUGCGCCUUCGUCUUCGCCAUCCUGGGCAUCGUGGGGAUCCAGACGUUCGUGGGGACGUUCCGGAUGCGGUGCACGGAGCCGUCGUUCGACCCGCAGACCGGGGGCGUGGUGUACUCGGUGCCGGACUCGCUCGAGGAGGUGUGCACGGGCCGGCUGGCGUCGGGCACGACGUGGGACACCUCCGGGGGCGCGCUGACGCUGCGCACGUCCGUGGGGGCGAAGGGCACGGGGAACGUGUGCCGCGGCCCGGACGACGAGUUCCCCGACGGGCUGUACUGCAGCAACAUCGAGGAGAACCCGAACUUCGGGCUCACGUCGUUCGACAACAUCGCGGCGGCGUGGCUGACCAUCUUCCAGUGCAUCACCAUGGAGGGCUGGACGGACGUGAUGUACAUCGCGCAGGACGCGGUGUCGGGGUGGGUGUGGGUGUACUUCGUCUUCAUGAUCCUGUUCGGGUCGUUCUUCAUGGUCAACCUGGCGCUGGCGGUGCUCUACAUGUACUUCACCAAGGAGUCGGACGACGUGCCGGCGGAGGAGGAGGAUGAGGGGGAGAAGGAGCCCGAGCCCGAGCAGGCGGACGAGCCCCCGGACGCGAUGAUCGCGGAGGUCGGCGCGCGUGGCCCGCCGUGGUGGGCGGCGACGCGCGUCUUCUGCCUCAAGGUGUCGUACUGGAAGUACUUCGACGUGACGACGAACGCGCUCAUCAUCCUCAACACGCUCGUGAUGGCCGCCGAGCACUACCGCAUGCCCGACUGGCAGGCCGAGGGGUCGGACUACGUCAACUACAUCCUGACGGGGUACUUCUUCCUCGAGAUGUCGAUCAAGCUGACGGGCCUGGGCGUGAAGCGGUACUUCCGCGUCAAGAUGAACGCGUUCGACGCGUUCGUCGUCGUCAUGUCGAUCCUCGAGAUCAUCAUCUCGCUCUCCGCGGGCUCGGAGGGCAGCAACCUCUCGGUGCUGCGCGCCUUCCGCAUCAUGCGCAUGUUCAAGCUCGCGCGGUCCUGGCGCGACCUCCAGAAGCUCAUCGAGACCAUGAGCCGCUCCGUCACCUCGGUGUCGUACCUCAGCCUCAUCCUGUCCAUCUGCAUCUUCAUCUUUGCGCUGCUGGGGAUGCAGAUCUUCGGGUACAAGUUCACGGACUGCGAGGCCGACGGCGCGCUCCCGCGGUGCCCGCUCGGGAUGACGACGGGCGGGAACUUCGCGGAGAACUGCCCGCGGCACCGCUUCUGCUACGUGGAGUGCGCGGCGGAGCAGGUGGGGACCUUCGUCGACGCGCCCGGGUCGGCGUACAACGGGCGCGCGUACUGCGAGGCGUUCACGGACGGCGUGAGCACGGAGUACCUCGCGCAGACGGGCGACGCGGAGGUCGCGCGGCACAACUUCGACAACAUCUACUGGUCGGUGCUGACGAUCUUCCAGAUCCUGACGGGCGAGAACUGGAACGAGGUCAUGUACGACGGGAUGCGCAAGGUCGGGUGGUACGCCGCGUUCUACUUCGUGCUCCUCGUCGUCGUCGGCAACUACAUCAUCCUCAACCUCUUCCUGGCCAUCCUGCUGGACAACUUCUCCGGGUACGCCGAGGAGCAGGAGGAGGACGAGCAGGCGGCGCUGCGCAAGGGGCUCGAGGGGGGCAGCGGGAAGCGGCGGGCGAGCACGUCGACCGCGGACGCCAAGUCGAGCGCGCUGCAGGCCCCGAGGGCGGAGAAGCAGCGCAGGGCGUCGUCGGGGGCGUCCUCGGCGACCACGGGGGCCGCGGCGUCGAUGCACGGCGCGCGGGAGAGCCUGAACGGCGGGAACGCGCGCGCGCGGCAGGGCGAGAGGUCGGCGGCGGGGAGCGUGGCCGGCGAUGGCGGGUCGCCGUCGCCGGGCCCCGCGCCGCUCUCCAAGCAGAUCACCAAGAAACCGUCCAUCCUCGACGGGCUCGCGAACCCGGCGAUGGUUCGCGCCUCGUCGAUUCGCGUGGGGGAGCUGGGGCGCAACGCGUCGCACAAGGGGUCCUUCUUCUCGGGCACGAAGAAGGGCCGCGGGGAGUCGGAGGUGCCUCCGGAGUCGAAGGCCAACGGCGGCCGCGCGGCGGGCGAGCCCGCGGACCCCGACGCGGUGCUCUCGAUGAGCGGCGGCCGCGGGCGGCAGCCGGACCUCAAGGCGCCGUCCGCGGCGGAGGCGGGCGCCGCCCCGGCGUCCGGCGAGCCCAUCUCGGACGAGGACCAGGUGGCGAUGGCGUUCAAGCACUCGGCGCUGUGGAUCUUCCCGGGCACGUCGCGCAUCCGGCAGGCCAUGGCCGCGCUGGUCAAGGACAAGCGCUUCGAGUACACCAUCAUCGUGCUGAUCGUGAUGUCGUCGCUGCUGCUCGCGAUCGACGAGCCCGGGCUGGACCCGAAGAGCGACUUCAAGAAGGCGCUGGACACGCUCGACCUGAUCUUCGUCAUCCUGUUUGCCAUCGAGGCGGCCAUCAAGACGGUGGUCCUCGGGUUCGCGCUGCACCCGUGCGCGUACCUGCGCUCGCCGUUCAACGUCCUCGACUUCUUCAUCGUCGUCGUCGGCAUCCUGCUGCUCUUCCUCGACGAGUCGGGCGGGCUCUCCAGUCUGCGCGCGCUGCGCACGGUGCGCGCGCUGCGGCCCAUCCGCAUGGCCUCGCGCGCCGAGGGCAUGAAGGUCGUCGUCGGCGCGCUCUUCGGGUGCAUCCCCGCGAUGGGCAACGUCCUCCUCGUGUGCCUGCUGUUCUUCCUCAUCUUCGGCAUCAUGGGGGUGAACUUCUUCAAGGGGGCGUUCUUCCGGUGCAUCGACGUGGCGACGGGCGACAAGCUCGAGAGCCACGUCGUGCGGCCGUUCGGCGUGAAGAUCGACCGGGCGUGGUGCGAGUCGCCGCAGCCGGUCAACAUCACGACGUCGUGGUACCACGACCAGCUCGGGCUGCCGUUCGAGCCGUACACGAUCGAGACGUUCUGGACGGAGCCGCCGCAGAACUUCAACAACAUCGGCUCGGCGAUCCUCACCCUCUUCGAGAUCGCCAGCCUCGAGCUGUGGCUGGACGUGAUGUACAACGGCAUCGACUCGCGCGGCGAGGACAAGGCGAUCCAGCGCGACGCGUCGCCGUGGUACGCGCUGUUCUUCAUCUUCUUCGUGGUCGUCGGCGCGUUCUUCAUCCUCAACCUGUUCGUCGGUGUCACCAUUGACAAGUUCAACGAGAUGAAGAAGAAGGCCGCGGGCAAGUCGGUGUUCCUGACGGAGGAGCAGAGCAAGUGGCUGACGGUGCAGAAGCUGCUCGCGCUGAUCAAGCCGCAGCGCAAGCAGCAGCGCCCGAAGAGCAACUACCUGCGGCAGGUGUCGUUCGACAUCGUCACGCACGACCGGUUCGACCCGGCCAUCAUCCUGGUCAUCCUGCUCAACGUGCUCUUCAUGGCGACCGAGCACUACAAGAUGGCCGACCCGUGGGAGACGACGCUCAACGUGCUCAACAUCACCUUCACCGCCAUCUACGUCGUCGAGGCCGCGCUCAAGAUCAUGGCCUUCUACCCGAAGAAGUACUUCUCGGACUCGUGGAACCUGUUCGACUUCAUCGUCGCGCUGCUCUCCGUCGUCGGCAUCAUCGUCGACAACGCCGCCGAGCAGGACAUCCCCGUGGUGUCCCUCCUGCGCGUCUUCCGCGUCGCCCGCAUCCUGCGCCUCAUCCCCAAGGCGCGCGGGCUGCGCAUGCUCUUCCGGACGCUCAUGUACUCGCUCCCCGCGCUCUGGAACGUCGGCUCCGUCGUGUUCCUGUUCUUCUUCAUCUUUGCCAUCAUGGGCAUGCAGCUCUUCGGGCUCAUCCCGUACAACGAGGACCUCUCGCGGCACGCCAACUUCAAGAACUUCCCCAACGCCAUGCUCACGCUCUUCCGCAUGGCCACGGGGGAGUCCUGGAACGGCAUCAUGUGGGACACCAUCGAGCCCGCGGGCCAGCCCUCCUCGGUCGCGCCCUGCUACCGCCUCAUCCGCGACAUCCAGGGCCUCGGGAGGGAGGACGAGUACGUCACCGCCGAGGCCAUGUUCCAGUACGAGCAGUCCACGGGCACCGACCUCGAGAUGGCGGAGGACUUUUGGGAGGGCUGCGGCCCCGGGCGCGCGGUGUCGAUCCUCUACUUCGUCAUCUUCUCCAUCCUGUGCGCCUUCGUCAUGCUCAACCUGGUCAUCGCCAUCAUCUUGGACAACUACCAGAUCUCGAGCCAGGACGAGGACCUCCCCGUCACCGGCACCGACAUGCAGAUCUUCGCCGACAUGUGGGCCGUGCACGACCCCGCGGGCACCAUGUACAUCGACGCGAACAAGCUCCCCGCGAUCAUCUCGCAGCUCGAGCCCCCGCUCGGCACCAAGGGCCUCGACAUCUCGCCCGCGGAGCUCCAGCAGAUGCUCAUGCGCGUGUCCAUCCCCAACCGCGGCGGCAAGGUGCACUUCCACGAGACGCUCUACGCGCUGUCGAGCCUGGUCGCGUACGCGGACGUGCCGCAGCAGGCGCAGCAGACGGUGUCGUCGCAGCUCCGCGGGACGAUGCCCAAGGACGAGAGCAAGUACUCGGUGGCGCACUACCACGCGGCGCUCUACGUGCAGGCCGCGGUGCGCGGGUUCCUCGCGCGGUACGAGAUGCAGAACAGGCUGGACCGGCGGGACCCGGAGCAGCUCGGACAGGGGGCGCCGAACCACCCGGACCGCCCCUCGCAGGAGUGA
Pedinophyceae sp. YPF-701 is the source of this 5607-nucleotide messenger RNA. NCBI's taxonomy places the organism in Eukaryota, Viridiplantae, Chlorophyta, Pedinophyceae. The record is from the annotation of a GenBank genome assembly.